ACUAAAACCAAACAAUGUAAGUUUGCUGUGCGAGAAAAAAAGAAUGUUUAAAAAGUUUUGUGUUAUUAUUGUUCCAAAUAAUGCAAUAAAUUCAACUAAAAUAUUUUAAUGCCAUCGGCAUCGGGUUCAACAAACAACAAAAAUCAAAACAACUAUUCGCCGCCCAGGAAGAAAACGAAGAGCUCAAAAAUGGUUGAUGCUAGAGAAUCUUUAGGAGAAUUCGAGUCCUCUAUAUUUGAUGCCAGUGAUGGUCACAAACUGGUUGAUUUGAUUCGAAGGAAGAAGGGAUUACAUGUCCAAACACAAAAAAUCUUCGAUGACGUUCCAACUCAAAGGCCAAGUUUGCAAAUUGAAUUUCAACGAAUUGACGACGAAAAUGUUACUUUGCAACCGGAAAAGCUUCCACAGGAACAGUCUGUGGGUCCUAUUAAUCCUGCCGAUAUUGAUGAUGGUACUUCAACCAACGGAGGUGCUCCAUCGAGAGGUGAAUUUGUUCCAAAGUCUCCUCGGAGAACAUUUGUAGCAAGAUCUGUUACAAGUCCAAUAAUAAAAAUGAACUCAACAACUUUGGGUAGACGAACGUUAUUGAAGGAGUUUGAAAAGGCAUUUCUGCAUGAAAGUAGAUUUCUUCCUGAAAUAUGCAGUACCCCAAUCGCUCCUGAUUCGAACCAACAAAACCAUGAACUCAAAAAAUUACCCAAAGAAACAACAACGUCAAAUAGUCAAAAAGAAAAUAUUAUUUGUUCUCCUAUAACAAUUAGCGAUGAAGAUUCUCCAGAAAACAGAAAUAUAAACAAAAGUCGUAAUACCGAAAAUGUGAUGGAUUCUUUGAUUAAACAAAAUGAAUUGCUCAAGGCCCUUGUACAAGAAUCACAAGACGAACCAGAUGCUACUCUUGUUAAUAAGGAAAAUACAGUUAAUAAAAGUCCACGCCGAACGUUUACAGUUGAGUGCGAUCACUCUACCGGCAAAAUAAUUUUAUCACCUGCUAAAUCUAGCCAAUGUAAUAAUAUCCCAAAUACACCACCCAGAAAAAGUCAAACAUUUACUAGAAAAUUGAUAGCUACUCCUGAACAAAGAAAAUUACUUAUUAGCAAAUUUCGUCUUGGAAUACCUAAAAGUAGUUUUACUGAACAGAUUCAAGAGUCCCCCAAGAAAACACAAUCACGUAUACCAAUUUUGUCGAAAACAACAACAACAACUGAUAAUGUGGUGCCAUGUCUUGUUAAUCAGGAAUCAGCAGCAACUGCAGAGUUUGUGGAACGUUUACAAAAAAACGCAACACCAAAUUGUCCAGUGAUUGUGAUACCAGUGAAUCAAACAUUUAACCAAGCCCCUGCUCCACAAAACAAUCAAACUAUUCCAAGAGAAAUACCUGCCCUUGAAAAUCCACCUUCGGAUGAAAUAUCUUCAACCAUCUCAGAUAAUAAUCCGAAGGCGGCGGACUACCACUCCAAAUACAAAGAGAAAGUCGGAAAACCAGCUCGGAUUGACAGCCCAGUAUCAAAUGUUAUAUCAUCAACAACUUUCUCAAAUGGUGAAGCAGAAGAGAAAGGUAAAAAUCCAGAACCACCGAUGACUUCUCUAAGAUGGGAUGAUAUUAUAACUGAUGAUGCCUCAAGUUCCGACAAAAGUGAUUGUAGCCGACCAAGUUCGGUUUUAAGUAAUAAAAGAAGAAAACUGGCCAAAAACAAAUCACAAACAAAACAUUCAACAGUCAAUAACAAGAAAAAGUUAUCACUAAGUUAUCAGUGCUUAGAUCUGCGUAUGCAUGUUGACAGUGACGAAGAGAGUGAAAGAAAUUUGCCACAAAAAUCUCGGCGAUUAGAUUCCAAAAACGAUGAGAAACGGCAUGAGCAUUCAAAACACAACACACACCAACGAUCUCGCCGGCAAGCUUCUAAGAACGCAGAACACUUUGUAGAAGAGCGUGAACACAACUUGCACCAACGAGCUCGCCGAGGAGCUUCUAAGAACUCAGAGCAAUGUGAUGAAGAGCUUGAAAAUAAUUUGCAUCAGCGACCUCGAAGGGGAACUUCUAAGAAUGCAGAGCUAUGUGAAGAAGAGCGUGAACACAACUUGCAUCAACGAUCUCGGCGCGGAGCUUCUAAGAACUCAGAGCAAUGUGAUGAAGAGCGUGAAAAUAAUUUGCAUCAGCGACCCCAAAGGGGAGCUUCUAAGAAUGCAGAGUUUGAUGAAGAAGAGCGUGAACACCAGCGAUCUCGACGAGGGGUUUCUAAGAACGCAGAGCAAUGUGAAGAAGAGCGUGAACCCAACUUGCACCAACGAUCUCGCCGCGGACCUUCUGAGAGCUCAGAUCAAUGUAAUGAAGAGCGUGAAAAUAAUUUGCAUCAGCGACCUCGAAGGGAAGCUUCUAAGAAUGCAGAGCUAUGUGAAGAAGAGCGUGAACACAACUUGCAUCAACGAUCUCGCCGUGGAGCUUCGAAAACCUCAGAGCAAUGUGAUGAGCGUGAAAAUAAUUUGCAUCAGCGACCUCGAAGGGAAGCUUCUAAGAAUGCAGAGCUUUCUGAAGAAGAGGGUGAACACCAACGAUCUCGACGGGGAGCUUCUAAGAACACAGAUCAAUAUAAAGAAAAGGAUGAACAUCAGUUGCCUCAGCGAUCUCGAAAUAAGGUUUCUAACAAAGGUAACCAGUAUGAGGAUAAUUUACCGAAGCGAUAUAAUCCUAAACUUACACAAUGUACUGAAGAGUGUGUAAACGAUCCGCCGGAACAAUCUGAAGAAGAUGAUUAUAAUAGGAGAAAACAAUCUAAAGAAAGCCACUCAAUCAAUGCACUCCAAAGAUCUCGACGAGUAGAUUCUGAGACUUCUGAUCAAUGCGAUGGAGAGCAGGAACAGAUAUCGCCUUUGCGGUCACGAAGGGAAAAAUAUGUCGAAAAACAACGUAACGAAAAGUGUGCAAACAAACUGCAUCAUAGAUCACAGCGGGAAGGUUCUGAAAUAGAUGAACAACGACGAGCUACAAAUAUUGUUAAUCAAUGUGCUGAUAAAAAUGAGCACCGAUUACGGCCUUCUUCCAAGGAACAAUGCAGCGUGGAUCGUGAAGAUAAUAUCCCUCAGCGUUCACAACCAGAUUCUCCUAAGAUUCAAGAGCAGGGAGAAAGACAUCCUGAAAACAAUUUGUACCGAAAAAAUCUGCGAGAAACGAAGGUUAAUAAACUCAAUUCCGAAAAUAUAGGGAAUAAUGUUAGGGAAAGUGCAAGAGGGGAAGAUUUUGAACGGAUUGAAUACCAAAACAAGGAUCGUGAAAACAACUUGCCAGCACCAUCUCGACCUAUAAUUUCCAACACGGUUGAGGAAUCUGGUGAAGAAAGCCAUCUGCCUCGGCGAUCUCAACAUAAAUGUGUCGAGAGCGAUAAGCAAACAGACAAGGAGAGUGAAAACAACUUGCAUCUGCCUCGGUCAUCUCAAGAUAAAAAUGUCGAGAGCGAUAAGCAACCAGAUACAGAGGAUGAAAACAACUUGCAGCGUCCAUCUCGUACAGAAACUCGUAACAACGUUGAGCAAUUUGAUAAAGUUCUUGAAGAAAAUCAUCUAUUUCGGCAAUCAAGAAAUAAAAAUGCCGAAAUCGAUGAACAACGAGAUAAAGAGAAUGAGAAAAACUUGGAGAUGCCAUCUCGACAACAAUCGUCGGCUAAUAAUGAGCAAUUUGAUGACCAACAUAAACCCCGUACAUCACUUCGUCAUGAGAACGAUAUUUCUAAAGUCGAUAAACAGUUAGAUCGAUUAAGAAAUACUAUUCAGGACGAUCUAAGUUUUCAAAUGGAAGUAUUUCGACCACCUGAUGAAUUUCGUGACUCUUCCAAUUCGACUUCUUUAGAAAAGGAUAAGGAUCUUGUCGACGAAAUCUCUUCGGACAGAAUAACACUGUCUCAGGAAAACUUUAAACGCCCCUCUGGAAUUGUUCCUAAAAAAAGAAGACAAAAAAAGAAAACUCCUGAAAUUGUUCAAGAAUAUCUACAAACGGACAAGAGAUUAUCAAAAACGCCUUAUCUGAACGUUUCAAAACGAAAGCUCUACAGUAAAGGUACAUCAGAUAUGGAAUCUGAUGAUUCGUCUUUCUCAAAGAAAGAAACCCCAGAAAAACUAACACAUAAUCACCGUAAAUUAAGUAAAUCUUCUGAAUCUGUGAGCAGCAGGAAAAAUGUUGCUUCAAAAACACUUAAUAAUUCUGCACAAGUUCAUGUAGACCCAUCUAAAGUUAUCAAUAAAGAAAAUCUAAAAAAAUCAAAUCAAAAACGUGCAUCUAGACCACAACGGCGGAGUUUAACAUCUUGUCCCAGUUCCUCAGAUGAAGAACUUUCUGAAGGAAGAGUUAAUAAAGUUGAAAGUAAUAAAAACCUUUCAGUGCGUACCGUUAGAUCUACUGCAGGAUCAGCAAAUAUUUCAAAGAAUUCCAAACAAACGGAAAAACGUGACACUCAAGUUGUUCAUAACAUUUCUGAAAGGAAUCGAUCUAGAUCACGAUUGCGCUCCAUAGAAUCUUCAACUGAUGCACCAGAUAAUGAGGAGUAUACAAAGGAAACAAGCGAGGUUGUUUCAAGGAAAUCACAUAUUAACAUUGAAAGUAACAAGGAAAAAAAUACUUCAAAGCGUUCACCUCGUAAGAAAUCAGCUGCACGUAAAUCAAACGUUGUAGACAAUAUCAUUCAGAAAAAUAAAAGUAAAAACCCUCAAAAUGAUGCUGAAAGUAUGAUGAAAGAAAUUCAUGGUGAAUGGUCUUCCUCUUCUUCAGAUCGAUCUAGAUCACGUUCAAUCCACAAGAAAUCUUCUACACAAACAUCAAAAACAGUUGCUACAAAUGUUGUCAAUAAUAAUCAAGAACGAGCGCUUUCACUUUCCCCCUCAAAAUCUGAUACAUAUAGUACUCAUUCAACUAUUUGUCCAUCUACAAAAGAAAACGCUGUUGAAGAAAACUUUGACAAAAAGACGACUAAAGCCCGUUCAAAAAAAAAGAUUCCAAAGAAGACCAAUGCGUAUUGGGAAGAAAAAACAAGUACUGCACCUCCUAUCACCGAAGAUCAAGAUUGUGGUCCUCGUCGCUCAAAAAGAGAGAAAAAACCACCUACAGCAUAUUGGGCAUGUCCAAACUCUCAGUACACACAUGCGUAUGAUAUUUACACCAUGUUAACCGCCGGAAAGAAACCUUACUUCCCCGAAUUCCUUCUGAAUCCUAAGCCAAAAAAGAAGGACAAACCAAAGCCAUCGAGCACUGAUGAUAAUUUAGUAGUGAAUAAUACUAAUACAAUUGAUUCAAGCUCGAAAAAGAAUAAGAACAAAACGAAGCAGCAAUCAAAACAAAAAAAUAAAAAACCUAGCGAAACAAAAACGAUGGAAAACCGAGAAUCACAGUUGGAUUCAGGAAAUGAAUUACCCAGAGCGAAUGUGUCUCAUGAAUUUCCCGGGUCAUCAACCACAGAAAAGCAAGCUACUACAUCAGUAGGUAAAACGAAGUCGAAGCAAACAACUAAGAAAAAGCACAAUUCUUCUGAAGAGGUUGCAUUAUCAUCAAAUUCAACUUCUAAAGACUCACAUAAGGUCGACAAUUUUAAACAACCCGAAAAUUAUACACAUCCUUCAAUAGAAAGCGAUCUUAAUUCAAGUGAUUACCCGUCAGAAGAUGAUGUAUCAAGUGUCGAAAAGCGACGACUAACAACGAUUAAAGAAAAUGCUGAAACAAUAUUCAAUAAAAAAAGCACAACUUCUCGUAACGAUUCCGAGAAUAGUAAUCAAAGAUCAACUGCUACACUUAUGCCACCGCCAAAAACAAGUGUUAUAAAAAAAGUUAAAAAAAAGUCUAGCAAUAAGAAUGCUUUCCGUACAGAACAUGACGAAUCUAUUGCAGAUGUGUCAUCAGUACAUGUAAAUAAUUUAUUUGAUCAAUUGAAAAAUUCAACUCUAAACAAUACCAUGGCUAAUAGAACUCGACAAGAAAUAAUAACUCCUAAUGGGCAGGUUUCCCAAGAUAAUGGCAGUAGUAAUACAAAACGGAAUACUUCUAAUUCUUCUUCUAAUUCGACUUUGAGUUCAAAAAAAAAUUUGUCAGUGCGGCUGAAACGUUUGGAUUUCCGAAAUGAAAGACCUUACGAUGUGAAUGAAAGAAAUUUCGAUUCUGGAUUUUCUUCCGAAGAAAUGAAUUCAAUAAAUCCAAAGAAAGAUAUCCUACUCGAUUGGCUAGUGCAAAUGCUAAACAAAGGAAGAACUCCAUCAAAUAACAGGAAAGGAUUGGCUAAAUUAUUACAACCAAAUGGCUGUAGAACUGCAAAUGCCGAUGAAUUAAAAUUUGAAGAGAUCGAUGGCGUUGAAUUUGCUUUCUACGAUAGUCCUGGUCAUAAGUUUGGAUAUUUGCGUUUUCAGCCACAUACACAAAAGAAGAUGUCGUGUGCGAAACGGCAUGAACUUAAUUUUAUACUGUUGGGCGGAACAAUUCAAAUGACUGUCGAUAAAGAAACUUUUGAUAUGAAAAAUGGUGAUCUUACAUCAAUUUUUAUUGGAACAUCAUAUCGUAUGAGAAAUAUAACUGACGAUCCGGCUUUAGUCAUGGUAAUAAAGAACUAAAAUAAUAAAAUUUUGCUGUUGCUAAGUGCAAUAUCCAUUUGUAUUUUUUUGUGUUGAAAUGAGUGUUUUAGUUUUUUUUACUAACUAAGACUAAGGACAGAAUUGUUAAUCUUAUUACCAUAAUGUGUCUGAAUUAAUGACUGGAACUGCAUAUUUUGUUAUCUGAUUUAGGGACAAGUGUGAUCUUGUUUUAAUGCUCAAAUAAAUGUAUUUUUUUUUU
Molecule: messenger RNA, 6799 nt
Organism: Episyrphus balteatus (marmalade hoverfly)
Lineage: Eukaryota; Metazoa; Arthropoda; Insecta; Diptera; Syrphidae
Product: putative mediator of RNA polymerase II transcription subunit 26
Exons: 11
Coding region: 109-6579 (2156 amino acids)
Source: RefSeq, a predicted model, not a curated record